AUGACAUACGUUAACGAGGCCUCUGUGCUCGGUGUAAGUAUGUUCUUCCUGAUUCUGGGAACACUGACAGCGUCAGCCCGGGUGUUUGUCCAGUUGAAGACUUCGCGUCUGACGGCUGCCGAUUGGCUUUCAUUCUUAGCUUGGUCACUCGUGAUGGGCGAGUGCGGCAUCAUGAUCGCAGGCGCAACAACACAUACUGUUGGAGCCCAUUCUACUCCAAAUCUAGGUCCCGAAGUCCUCGACUACAAUGCUCGAAUACCCAUUCGAUCUGAUACAGAUCUUCGCGCUCGCGACGCUCAAACUGUCUUUUUAAUCGGCAUCGUUGUCGUCUGGGCUAUUACCUUUCUCAUAUGCCUUCUAGCACAAUGCGGCUCGAACAUUGCCACAAACUUUGGCACGCUUGGCGAUUUGAAGGCGAAAUGUACUGACACUUUUGCAAUUCUUAUUGGACUGGCAGCAUCGGAUGUUGCCGUAGAUUUGGUCAUUCUGAGCAUUCCAUUGCCACUGGUCAUAUCGUUGCGCUUGCCAUUAAAAAAGAGGAUUGGGAUUGUCGCUGUGUUAGCCAUUGGAAUGUCGGCAACCGCGUGUGGUAUUGCACGCAUGUCGUUGUUUGUUGAGAUUUUAGGUCCAUCGCUAAUCUCAAAGCCUACAGUCGGUGGUGUCUCGUCCGAUGAUGACAUUGGUAACGACAAUCUUCCCUGCAUCGUUAGUAUUCUUAUGUUCUGGGGCAUGCUGGAGAUGGGGAUCGCGGUAGUCGCCAUAUGCCUUCCAGUGCUGUACCGUCUGCGCCGCCACCAGCCCCUGAGGGAUCUAAUGGGACGUCUCCGUUUAUACGGGCUUUCGAAUUCGUCCCAUUACAGCGGCACGGAGAUAUUCGACCUUGACGACCCGAGACAUACUGCAUGGCUGCAAACCCAACCCGGGGAAUGCGUCGCACAGGUGAGCCAUGUCCCGAAGACUAGUGGCGAUGCAGAGUGA
Messenger RNA from Talaromyces rugulosus, 978 nucleotides. RefSeq lists its product as uncharacterized. The record is from RefSeq and is a predicted model, not a curated record. NCBI's taxonomy places the organism in Eukaryota, Fungi, Ascomycota, Eurotiomycetes, Eurotiales, Trichocomaceae. The transcript has 9 exons. The coding region runs from base 1 to 978 and encodes 325 amino acids.